Symbiodinium pilosum is the source of this 419-nucleotide messenger RNA. The record is from the annotation of a GenBank genome assembly. NCBI's taxonomy places the organism in Eukaryota, Dinophyceae, Suessiales, Symbiodiniaceae.
AUGUUUAAGAUGCCUCGGGCAACUUUUAGAACGAGUUUGCUGGCCUGGGCCGCUAUGACCCUAGCUUUUGCAUGGACUGGCAGCCCUGGGCCGUGGCUCAUCCUUUCAGAUGAAGUGUCAGAGCCUGCCCCUGUAGUGUUCCUGCGGAAUAAGAGGAACCCUUUCGUGGACGCAGUGGCGGGCACCAUUUGUGCGGCCAUAGCUUUCUGCCUCCUGUGGCUGAAUGAAGGCCACGCAGUCAGGAUAGAACAGCUACUAGAUUUGGUGCGACGUCGUGUCAGAGAGAUUGGGCCAUCUGCUGCACCGGAAAACGAAAGGCACCUUGUAUUUUUGCAGGGGAAUGCCAGAACAACUGAUGAGCUGGUGCUGCCAGAGUGGGGCAGUGUAUGCGCUCCAGCCAACUCUGCCAAGCUCAGGGC